Protobothrops mucrosquamatus (brown spotted pit viper) is the source of this 2894-nucleotide messenger RNA. It is a transcript of the gene E4F1, whose product is annotated as E4F transcription factor 1. The transcript is spliced from 15 exons. Bases 1 to 2352 code for a protein of 783 amino acids. The record is from RefSeq and is a predicted model, not a curated record. Lineage: Eukaryota; Metazoa; Chordata; Lepidosauria; Squamata; Viperidae. Gene Ontology annotation, molecular function: chromatin insulator sequence binding. Gene Ontology annotation, cellular component: chromosome. Gene Ontology annotation, biological process: regulation of transcription by RNA polymerase II.
AUGGCAACGGGCGCUGGGCCGGCGGGGCUUACGGCAGCUGGGCCACGGGGACGCGAGGGCGCUGCUGAGGCGGCGGCAGCGGGCGGCCUCCCUCCGUCUCCCGCCGCCGCCGCCUUCCUCAGCCUCCCGACGCCUUUCCAGGAAGAAGAUGAAGAUGAUAGGCACAAAUGUGGUCGCUGCCAAUCCGAGUUCACUUCUUUGGAAGAAUUCGUGCAACACAAGUUGCAGAAGCUUUGCCAGCGGCCUCAGGAUGCAACUGCAGCAGCAACCCCGGUGAUUUCGUCAGUUGAAGCGCCUAUAACCGUAGCUCAUAUAGUUGUUGAAGCAGCUCCAAUAACAGAAGAAAUCAGCAAUGUACCUGAAAUUGUAGGUAGUGGGCAAAUCAAGGAGGUUGUUGUAGGUGCAGAUCAUGUCUUUGAAAGCCCCAACGGCCCCAGUGAUGAAGAUGGUGGAAUUAAUCAGAGUAAUCCAGGAGGCCCAGGGGAAGGUGCUUCUCUGGAACUUAUCAAAGUUAAACUGCUGGUUAAUAAGGAAGGUCGUUACGUCUGUGAACUGUGCCACAAGACAUUUAAGACGGCCAGCAUACUCAAGGCUCACAUGAUCACUCACAGCAGCAGGAAGGACUACGAGUGUAAGUUAUGCGGGACAUCUUUCAGGACCAAGGGCUCGCUGAUCCGACACCAUCGCCGCCACACAGACGAGCGUCCUUACAAGUGCAAGAAAUGUGGGAAAAGCUUCCGGGAAUCAGGAGCUUUGACUCGACAUUUGAAAUCCUUGACACCCUGCACUGAGAAAAUCCGCUUCAAUAUGAAUAAAGAAAUAGUUGUUAGUAAAGAGGAUGUAGGCUCAGAGCCAUUCAGCUCCAGCAGCGAAGCCAUUCCCUCGCUGGCAGCUCCAUCUUUGGAGGCCUCGCCUGUAAUCCAUCUGGUGACGGAUGCGAAAGGGAAUGUCCUCCAUGAAGUCCACGUCCAGAUGCAGGAGCUCCCCGUCUCGGAAGCCAAGGCGAUGGGACAAGAGUCGUCCAGUCUUGAAGAGCUGUCCCCUGACCAGGAGGACAAUGAGAACUUGCUGAGAGAAGCCAUGAGGAAUUCUGGAAUCGUGAUUGAGCGAGUUUCCAUAGAGGAGGGUGCCAAAUCCAAUGAAAACGGUAUUGCUGCUGCUGCGGAUUUAACGAACAAAGAGGAGGAGAAAUUGUGCGAAGAGCAGUAUGUGGAAAUUGAGCACAUAGAAGCUCCAGAUCCUGAAGCAACCCAUGAAUGUAAGCGACAUGUCUGCCCUUAUUGCAGCGAAAUCUUCAGGGAGCAGAAUAGCCUCGACCUCCAUAUCAGUGGACAUCUAGACUACAAAUCUUUUACCUGUGAGGAGUGUGGCAAAGAAUUCACCAAAGGAUACUUGCUGAAAAAGCAUCAGGAAGUGCAUGUGAACGAGCGGCGGUUCCGUUGUGGGGAGUGUGGCAAGCUGUACAAGACAAUUGCGCACGUGAAGGGGCACAGGCGAGUGCAUUCUGACGAGCGGCCCUAUCCGUGCCCCAAAUGUGGGAAGAGAUACAAGACCAAGAAUGCACAGCAGGUUCAUUUCCGAACGCACCUGGAUGAAAAGCCGUACGUCUGCCAGUUCUGCAAUCAAGGCUUUCGGGAAAAGGGUUCUUUGGUGCGCCACAUCCGUCACCACACGGGCGAGAAGCCAUUCAAAUGUUACAAAUGUGGCCGUGGGUUCGCGGAGCAUGGCACCCUCAAUCGGCACCUGAGGACCAAAGGCGGCUGCCUGCUUGCCUUGAAAGAAGCUGAAGAAGCAGGGGCAUCGGAGGAGGGCCAGUGUGCUGACCGUUUGGCUGCAACUGUAAUCUCGGAAGACCCCCCUACAGUCCUGGUGGAGUUUUCCUCAGUGGUGGCAGAUACGCAGGAAUACAUAAUUGAGACAGCUUCUGAAGACAUGGAAACCAGCGAAGCUGCUGAGAUCAUCGAAGGAAGCAGGCACGAGGUGGACAGUCACAUAAUGAAGGUGGUUCAGCAGAUAGUAAACCAAGCCAAUUCUGGCCAUCAGAUAAUUGUCCAGAAUGUCACGGUGGCAGACGAUUCAACCAUGACAGCCGACGGCGUGGACCCCGACACGAUUGCCAUAGCCACUCCAGAGAGCCUCACGGAGCAGGUUGCCAUGACGCUGGCUUCAGCAAUUGGGGAAGGGGCUGUGCUGGCCACAGAGGGCAGUGGGGAAGUGGAGGAAGCCACCGUGACCAUGGUGGCAUCCGAGGACAUUGAAAUAAUGGAGCACACGGGAGAGUUUGUGAUUGCAGCCCACGAGGAGGAGGAGGAGGAGGAGGAGGAGCUGGAAGUUCAGACUGUGAUUGUCUAAGGCGCCCGGGGGCUUCAAGCGGGGACCUUUGCAGAGCAGCAGCCUGGCUGCACCCCCAGGUCCCAGAUGACGCAAAGUUGUCCUAAGAGCCGGUUCGUGUGCUGCUUCUCACAAACGUGUUACGUGACAUGUUAGCUGAGCCCUUGGCCACCUGUUCUGGUCAGGGAGCGUACCUAACCCUUCUGGACGUGGCAGCCUGUGGAAAGCAGGCAGUUGUCAAGUAAAGCACUUUAGAGGAAAAAAUGUUGUGUGCAGGGAUACUUAAUUAUGUGGCAGGGAGGGAUUCCAGGCAUGGGAGGAAACUCGGGGGCUUUUCAUAGGAGUGUGGAUUUUAAGCAGCUCAGGAGAAAUAUCAGCUUAGAAAACCAGGGGCUUUAUUUGCAUUGGCAGGAUACUGAGAAAGGCCACAUUGUACAUUUUUGCAACCAUGUAGCUUUUAAUUAUCUAUUGUCUGAUUUAACUUGUAAAUAUUUUUUUAAAAAAAUAAUUUUUACAUUACUGUAUUCUGAUGUAAUUAAAGGAAGAGUGCUGAUGGCUUCAAA